AAAUUUUGAUCUUACGUUCUCUUUCUAACACACGGGUACGCCGUAUGCAGUAGCGCCAAACAGUUUAACAGUAAUUUUUACAUAAUUUAGCCGGAUAGCAUUCGAAAUUGACAACGGAAAGUAGCAACAAACUUGUACAAACAAUUUACAGGCGUGGCUUUUUGAUAAAAACAAGGAUUCAUGAAUUAAAUACUAAACGAAACAUGUUUAAUGUGAUCUGUACGCCAUAAUAGCAAGCCGGUAGUGUUAUGUAUUGCGUGGUAACUGUUGGAAAGGUGUCUGAAUACGUAAACAUUUAGGGCGUCAACUGCCGUAAAUUUAACACGAAUUAAAUAUGUACGGAAGAAAAACGCCGUCAACUUAUCGAUCUACACCUUCCGUGUAUUCUCAUUACACUGGAAAAUCAUCAACAAACCUUCGAUCCUCAAAAUCAGUGAGGUCACUAAGAUUGCCGUGGUACCAGAAGCCGAUACUCCAUGAUGCAUACUUCCUGGACUUGCAGAGGGGGUCCUUACUCACCGGAUUCUUCACUCUGUUCCUAGCCCUCUUCACUUUCGGCGAGAGUAUCUUCGACUUAUACUGCUUGUAUAUGGCAACACCAGGCUUCACUCACACCGGAUAUUACGUCAUAAGCUACCAGUUCGUCUAUGUUGGGAGUCCACCAGUACGCAAUGUGUUGAUCAUAUUCGCGCUAUUUUCGUGGCUGGGGUCAGUAGUGGUGCUAGUCACCAGUAUAAUACUGAUUAAUGCACUCAGAAAGGAGUACGAGAAACGCAUUGUCCCAUGGCUGUAUUCCUUCGGUGUCUUCAUAAUAUUCCGUCUCAUAGCGUUCAUCUUCGCGUCCAUAGUCAACGACAUGAUAUUCGCGUACAAUGUCUUCAUGUGUCUAUUCUGGAUAGUCUUCUGUGUGGUCGGAGUCUAUGGCUGGGUCCUGGUCUAUAGCUUGUAUCUGGAACUAGCUGAUUUGACGAAAUUAGAAGAUUUGGCGCAUUUGAGGAUGGGUACAAUGGCGUCUCUCAACGCGUCGCUGGCCGGCUCUCGCCCCACGACCCCUCACAGCACAGUCUCCACGAUGCCAGCUUCACAAAUAUGAUAUGCGGCUCCCGGGACAAAUGCCACCACUAAUCCCGUAGUCCCUUUAAGGUCCCUAUCUCCAUUGGAUAUAACCCCUUUUAAUCCCACAGCCUCCUUUAAUCCCACCCCUAUGAACCCCGAACCGGAUGAAACUACACCCCUAUCUUUGGAGACCAGCUUGGAGACACCUGUCUGAGGUAUGUUAACCUCUCAUUUGUAAAGCAAACAGAAUUUUAUACUUUUAUAUGAACUAAAGUAGGUUUGUGCAUCAGAAAUCUUAAUAAACUAGGAAUUUACUUGAACAGCAUUGUCAUGGUUUGAGUACCUUGUAUGCAUGGCUAUCUUGUUCUAACAUACUGUGUUAGAAAAGGAAAGCAAUAUAAGUGCUUGGAAUGAUAAAAUAAAUUUUUCCAUUGUAAAAAUCUUUUUCUAUUGAAAAACUUACGAAAAUGCUAAAUCACGUUACAAAUUGUAUUAGUUCAAAAUUCAAACCUCAGACAGGAAUCCAACCCGCUGCUUCUGGCUAUUCGCGCAGCUUUAACAACUAAACUGUGGGUGUUUGUGGUACCUUCAGCAACUUACUUUGGGUUCAGAACAAUGUAUGUGAUGUUGUCCGCAUUUAUUUAUUAAAACUUCUUUGGCCAAGAAUUUGUGCAAUGCAUCAUGACCUGUCGAAGAUUUGAAAUUUUGACAUUGUAUUAAAUGGCAAACACUAUACGAUUCGUAGCGUGUUAUAAUAAUAACAACUACUUUAGUUCAAUAUUUAGUACUGUUCUCAUUCUCUUCUCAAAUAGAGAAAGGACAAUAUACAAUUGUCUAAAAACUCCAAAUAUAAGUAUGUUACAAAUAAACUAUGAAGAUAUUGUUUUAAAAUAAGCCCUUAUUUGUUAUAGAAUUUCCGUCCUUAUGUUGUUGAGUUGACAACAUUAAUAUUAUUGUUUAAGAAAAUAUGGUCUUUUUAACUUGUCUUAUCUGUGGAUAUCUUGUCUAUGGUUUGACUAUCAGAGAUGGAAUUGCAAAAUGUUAUCUGGUUUAUGUGAAAGUAAGAGAGUCCGAGUGUUGUGGCGUUUAAUAGCUUUCUAGCCUUCCAAGGGAAGCGUAAUGUCUAGCAGCGGUAAUUAUAGUUUUGUCAUAGCACUUUAUCUGAUGGCCAAAUCCAUAGAUAAAUUGAAUAUUAAAAAGGGUCAAUAAUAGACAAGGGUGUUAAAAUUCAGAGUAAUUUUAGCAAAAAAAAUAAGUUAACACUAUUUUGAUUCUCUAUUUCAUAAUUUAAAAUAAGACAGCUAAAAACUAGGUUAAAUAUAUACUAUAUGUACUAUAACAGAAUAUUUUUGAAUUGUUAAUUAGACAAGUUGAAAAGACCUUUAGAAUCUCAUAUUAUUGUAUAGUAUAUAGUAUAUUAUAAUAUUGUUUAUAUAAAUUUAUUACCGCAUUUUAAUAUUAAUAAGAAUAAAGGCUGAUUUAGACGAUGUGACAUUUAUUACUCGAGUUGCGAUACAUUGGCAGUGAUGGUAUAUCUCUUUUAUACCAGAUGUGAUAGAGGAGCUCGCGGCUAAGCUACAACUUUACAAGUUGAUCGAUCACAGGUUAAGCUACGCUUGAAACGGCCGGUCCGUAGAUGGUUGACUUAUAUCAUAACGAGUUUUACCGUGUUUUGGAAGGUGCAUUGUGGAUCCUAGCUGUAAUUUUCACAUCUUUGACAGUUGUUACGUAUUGUCUGAAGCUAGAAACUCUGAGAACCAAUCUAACUCAGGGGAAUCGCGUUGCCCAGGUAACUGGGUUGAGGAGGUCAGAUAGGCAGUCGCUUCUUGUAAAACACUGGUACUUUGAUGAAUCCGGUUAGACUGGAAGGCGACCACAACAUCGUUGAAAAAGCCAGGCUGUUGAUGAUUCCAUAGCUGAUAGCUACGCAAUGUAUAACAACUCACAGAUUUCCAUCGUCCAAAUAAGCUUAAGUUACAAUUUAUAAUGUUUAUGACUUAAUAUUUUAUGUAAAACAAUGUUUUUAUUGUAUAACGCAGAAUUUUUUAUACUCUUUGUAUAAGAGGCAUCUAAGUACCAGAUCGAUCGAAUUGUAAUGCAUGUGAAAGAAACCUCUAGGAAGGUUUGUGGAGGUAGAUGCGCGGGGACUACCAUUACCUCGAGUUUAAAAAGCCUAAUAUUAAAAUAUACAGACAUAGCUCCACCCUAAUUUACACCCAUUCCUAACACCAAUCUACAGGGCCCCAAUUCUGGUAUUUACAACGGCCGAUGAAUAAAUGGCAAUGGGAUUAAAUUUCAAAUUAUUCCUGUUCUCUUAAGCAUUUUGACAGUACUAUAAUUGGAAGUUAUUUUUUUUGUCCUUGGGUGCACCGGGAUCGGGGAUGUACUGAAUGUCCAAUUAUUGUGUAGCAAAAUGCUUAAGAGAAUACGAAAAUUUUUAUUUUAAGCGAAUUUUCCAUAAUUCAUCGGCCGUUGUAAAUACCAGAAUUGGGGCCCUGUACUUGGCUGAUGACCGGGUGGCUGUGACCGCAACCUUCUUUGAGGACUGGAUCGAAGGCUGAAAGAAUAAAUUGAUGCAAUUUUUAAAGAGUUUGAUUAUGUGGGUUCGAUUCCCUUAUCCAGGUUAUUAUGUGGUUCGCAAAAGAAAAACUGUCCCGGGUAAGAAUUGUAUUUUUAAAAUUGGUAAUCUCAUAAGAUAUUUUACUAACUUAAUGUAAGUUGACGAUUUAACGAAAUUUAUAAUUAAGUGAAUAGAAAUUUGAUGAUUUAUCUAAAAUAAUGUUAAUAAUGACAUUAUGUGUGAAAAUAUUGUAAUAGUUUCAUAGAUAUUGAUGUAAUAACUGUCGUGUGUCGAAAGAUAUUUUGGAAGUAGCAUAAGACAUUCUUAAUUGUCCGUAUACAUGUCCAAUUAUACACCUUAAAGUGACAUAGACAAAAUGAGACUUAAUGGCGACUUAAAAUUGAUUUCCCUUUGACUUCUAAAAUAUGGGUUUGUUUAUACUCUGUCCGAGCAAAGUUGAUAGUUUUGGCAGGUUGUCAAGUUAUCCACGAAGCGACGGGCAGUCUGCUACUGAAUUCGAUUGAAAAUGAGAUCAAAUCGUUUCAAAGUGUAAUAUUAUUGUCGAUUGCUUUUAUGAAUUCAAAUAGUUUUAUAUUUAAUAAUUACGAAUAUAAAAAUGUCGCCUUCAGCUGUCAGGUUGUCCUUGUCAUUCUCAGGUGGAAAGUUGAGACAAACAUAGUGGUUUCUUAGGUUUACGCGAAUGUUAGACAUUGAAAUGAAACUACUUACAGUAGUUUCAUUUCAAUUGAGACAAACAGACAUUUUAGAACGCCACUUAGAGUAUCAUUCCUGCAGACAACUUAAUUUCUCGAAUAUAUCAACAAUUUAUAUAAUUAAGUUAAAUAUUCCCAUAAACCUGAUUAUAUCUCAAGUAUUUUUUUACUUCUGUAUUUCAACUUCGACAGUCAAAUAACUGACCAUGAUAUAUGUAUUUGUAAGAUAAUAUAGUUUCUAACGAUGUCUAUGAGUAGUAGAUAUUCUAUAAUUAUGUUUAAAAAUAAUCCCAUAUGACUGCCGUUAUGCCAUAUAACAAGUAUUAAAUCAAUGUUUGUGCCUUUAUAGUGCCUUGAGAAUAUGCACAAAAUAAAAUCGCUUUUUUAACUAGGUUUUUUAAUAAAAAUAAGGAAAGUAACAGAUUAAUUAUUUGGAAUUAAAUUGAUAUCAGAUCAUUCCAGAAACCUUUAUGACCUACAGAUAUACGGUUUAAGACAUUUAAGAUGUUUGUCAUUCUAGUUUUAAUUAAAUUGUACCGGCAUAUCAUAUACCUAUACAUGUAUAAAAAAAAAAAAGCCGAUUUGUAUAUUUAAUCAAAACAUAUCUAAAACACAUGCCUCUUCUGUUACAUUUUAAGACUGUGCCAAUCAUCCCUUGAAGGUAAGACUUGCAAUUGUGGAAGAAAGAUACGCUCGUAUACGCUUAUAUAACUCUAUUUCACUCCCACAAAUACCAGUCUUACUAAACAAGCGGUGGUUAGACAAAGUUACAUCGCUUUGAAAAUAAAACUAAAGAUUUUUUGUUGAGUGACUUUAACUCAGUCCAAUACAUUUAAGUGAUUUGUCAGCUGUACCGAUCAUGGCCCCAAUUCUGCUAUUUAAAAUGGCCGAUGAAUGAAUGAAAAUUGGCUUAAAAUGACAUUUUUUUUCUUGUUU
Molecule: messenger RNA, 5265 nt
Organism: Trichoplusia ni (cabbage looper)
Lineage: Eukaryota; Metazoa; Arthropoda; Insecta; Lepidoptera; Noctuidae
Gene: pasi2
Exons: 6
Coding region: 335-1093 (252 amino acids)
Source: RefSeq, a predicted model, not a curated record